Cydia pomonella (codling moth) is the source of this 740-nucleotide messenger RNA. It is a transcript of the gene CPR71, whose product is annotated as larval cuticle protein A3A-like. NCBI's taxonomy places the organism in Eukaryota, Metazoa, Arthropoda, Insecta, Lepidoptera, Tortricidae. The record is from RefSeq and is a predicted model, not a curated record. Gene Ontology annotation, cellular component: extracellular matrix.
UUUGGACGGCAUAUAAAAAGUCCGCGAGAUUCAAGUGCGGUACAUUCAACUUGAGGUUUACUCACGGUGAAGUCACGCAUCUCAUCUAGAAUGGCUUUCAAGCUGGUAGUGCUGGUGUGCGCGAUCGCGUCUGUUCGUGCGGGAGUGGUUGCCCCCGCCGUGUAUUCGCACGCCGCCCCCGUGGCCUACGCCGCUGCACCCGUAGUGCACGCCGCCCCGGUCGCGCACGCCGCCCCAGUAGCCUACCACGCCGCCCCCGUCGCCUACGCCGCACCCGUCGCUAAGGCCGUCGCCGUCGCCCCCGUCGCCAAGGUCGUCGAAGACUUCAACGCGCAUCCGCAGUACAGCUUCGCGUACGACGUUCAGGACGGACUUACCGGCGACUCCAAGACCCAGCACGAGUCUCGCGACGGCGACGUCGUCAAGGGCUCCUACUCCGUUGUGGACCCCGAUGGCACCAAGCGCACCGUUGAAUAUACCGCUGAUGAUCACAACGGCUUCAACGCGGUCGUGCACAAGGAGCCCCUCGCCGUCAAAGUAGCCGCCCCCGUGGUCGCUAAAGUCGCCGCCCCGGUAGCCUACCACGCCGCCCCCGUCUGCACGCCGCUCCGGUGGUGCACGCUGCUCCUGUAGCUUAUUCCGCCCCUGUUUACCAUCACUAAAUUAGAACAACCCCUAGUCAUUUUUAUUUAUUGUCAAAAGCAACCAUGACAUGAAAAUAAAGUCAUAUUUUUAUUAAA